CAUGGGACCUCGAGGCGUCCGGCUCCUGGCGGUUCUCCUGGUCCUGGGGCUGUGGGCCCCGGCAGGGGCCCACAAACCUUCCCCCUGCCGGUGCUCACGGAUAGCCCCCCACAAGAGGGAGAACUGUGGAUUCCCGGGCAUCACCAGCGACCAGUGCUUCUCCUCUGGCUGCUGCUUCGACUCCAGCGUCGUGGGGGUCCCCUGGUGUUUCCACCCCCUCCCGAAGCAAGCGUCGGAGGAAUGCGUCAUGGAAGUCUCGGCCCGUAGGAACUGCGGGUACCCGGGCAUCAGCCCCGAGGAGUGCGCCUCCCGCAAGUGCUGCUUUUCUGACAACAUCUUCGAAGUGCCCUGGUGCUUCUUCCCGAUGUCCGUGGACGACUGUCAUUAUUAAGAGGAGUCCCUUCCGAGGACCAGCAGGCUCCCUGGAUGUCUGGAAAUGAGGACUACUCACCACCACAUCUCAGGUU
This is a messenger RNA of Prionailurus viverrinus (fishing cat), 467 nucleotides long. It is a transcript of the gene TFF2, whose product is annotated as trefoil factor 2. The transcript has 4 exons. Gene Ontology annotation, biological process: maintenance of gastrointestinal epithelium. The coding region runs from base 2 to 391 and encodes 129 amino acids. The record is from RefSeq and is a predicted model, not a curated record. Lineage: Eukaryota; Metazoa; Chordata; Mammalia; Carnivora; Felidae.